CGAGCUGUCAGAGUCGGCAGUCAAACUUUUAGCAGCUAAAAAGAGAACGCAAAGAUACGAAAUAGACUUCAUCAACACAGGAUCUCUAUCAACAACAGCUAACCUGCCAAAAGGGAUCACUUGACUUUGACAACUUUAUCCGACGCUUUUUGGAUUUUGCCGAGUUUCUUCGUGAUCUCCUGAAACGAUAAUGUACUCCGCUUUCAACACAGAUUGUGACUCCUCUUCCCGGUGCAGUACCGCUUCUCCAGCUUGCGACAACCUAGCUUACUACAACUCUCCUGCGGGAUCUUACUCCACUAUAUGCUCUCCACAAUCUCAGGACUUCACAGACCUGACUUCAGCUUCCAGUGGCUCCUUCAUCCCUACUGUCACGGCCAUCUCUGCCAGUCCAGACCUGCAGUGGAUGGACCAGCCGCUCGUAUCCUCCGUGGCCCCUUCUCACAGACUCCAUCCCUACAGUGCCAGCCCCCCAACCUAUACUAGCGCCAUGAGGAACAAGGGCCACAGCUCUGGGCGCAGAGCCAAAAUGGAAAAGCUUUCUCCUGAGGAGGAGGAGAAGAAGAAUUUCCGUAGAGAGAGGAACAAGCAGGCAGCAGCUAAAUGUCGCAACAGGAGGAAGGAACUCACCGACACUCUGCAGGGUGAAACUGACGAGCUGGAGGACGAGAAGUCCGCUCUCCAGAACGACAUCGCCAACCUGCUCAAAGAGAAGGAGAAGUUGGAGUUCAUCCUGGCAGCCCACCAGCCCAUCUGCAAGAUCCCCUCUGAUAUGGACACUGUUUUCCCCUCCCACUCCUACGGGGUCUCCAUCCAGCUGUCUCCACCCCAGCCUCAAAGCAUGGUCUCCAGCUCCGUCUGCUCUGCAACUCCCCUCACCUCCAUUCCGUUGACCGCCAGCUCCAACCUCUCCACCUCAGCCUCAAUCUUCUCCAGCAGCCCCCUCCUGUCCACCGUCUCCAAUGUCAAGAUGGCCGACCUGGACACAGCCUGCCUGGAGGAGUCCCUGUCUCUCCUCGUCAAGACUGAGAUGGAGACAGCCCGGUCGGUGCCCGAUGUAGAUCUUACCAGCUCCCUGUACACCCAGGACUGGGAGCCUCUCUACAGCACAGCCAAUAAUGACUUUGAGCCCCUGUGCACCCCUGUGGUCACCUGCACCCCAGCCUGCACCACGUACACAUCUUCCUUCGUCUUCAGCUAUCCAGAGGCGGAGGCGUUGCCUACCUGUGGCGUAGCCCAACAGCGAGGGAGCAGCAGCAGCAACGAUCAAUCCUGUGACUCCCUCAGCUCCCCUACACUCCUAGCCCUGUGAGCAGGAGAACCCUAGUCCCUCAGCUCCCCUACACUCCUAGCCCUGUGAGCAGGAGAACC
Messenger RNA from Oncorhynchus nerka (sockeye salmon), 1371 nucleotides. RefSeq names its product protein c-Fos. The transcript has 3 exons. Gene Ontology annotation, molecular function: RNA polymerase II cis-regulatory region sequence-specific DNA binding; DNA-binding transcription factor activity, RNA polymerase II-specific. NCBI's taxonomy places the organism in Eukaryota, Metazoa, Chordata, Actinopteri, Salmoniformes, Salmonidae. The record is from RefSeq and is a predicted model, not a curated record. The coding region runs from base 191 to 1312 and encodes 373 amino acids. Gene Ontology annotation, biological process: regulation of transcription by RNA polymerase II. Gene Ontology annotation, cellular component: nucleus.